Clunio marinus is the source of this 297-nucleotide messenger RNA. The record is from the annotation of a GenBank genome assembly. Lineage: Eukaryota; Metazoa; Arthropoda; Insecta; Diptera; Chironomidae.
AUGGUCAUUGAUUUUAAUGUUGGCUCUGAUGAUUCACAACAAACUCUUGAGUCUGAUGAAGAAUCUCCAAAGCCACAACUUAACAAAAAUGUGACUGAUCGAGCUCCAAACAAGGUUCCAACUAAUGCAGAUCCCUCAGCAACACCGCCAAGCUUCUUUUCAAAUCUAAAAGAGAAGUUUAAAGAGUUCUUUAAGAAACUUUUCCAAGAUUCAUUGAAAUCUUUUGAAAAUGAAGAGAAUCAACAGCGACCACAAUUCUAUGCAAGGAAUGUCGCUAUUUUAAAAGCAAAACUUUAA